Cygnus atratus (black swan) is the source of this 2934-nucleotide messenger RNA. RefSeq names its product NIMA related kinase 11 (gene NEK11). The transcript is spliced from 16 exons. Gene Ontology annotation, biological process: protein phosphorylation. Gene Ontology annotation, molecular function: protein kinase activity; ATP binding. The record is from RefSeq and is a predicted model, not a curated record. NCBI's taxonomy places the organism in Eukaryota, Metazoa, Chordata, Aves, Anseriformes, Anatidae. Bases 117 to 1919 code for a protein of 600 amino acids.
CCGGAGGAAGGGAGGUCCCGACCCCUCAGAGCUAUUUCCUCUGAACAUCCAUGGGAGAGUAAAAUAAUUUGAAAGCUGCAUUCUAGAGAAAUUUAUCAUUUCUCUUAUGUGGAACAAUGCUGAAAUUUCAAGAAACUGCGAAGCAUGUCACUGUUGCCAGAUCUAAUUCUGCUUGCUCAGAUGCUAUGAUUGCAAGAAGAUACACUAUUGAGAGGAAACUUGGCAAUGGAAGCUUUGGAAGCGUGUAUCUGGUUUCUGACAAGAAAGCAAAACAAGGAGACAAAUUAAAGGUCCUGAAGGAAAUCUCUGUUGGAAACCUAAACCCUAACGAAACAGUUGAAGCAAAUCUGGAAGCACAACUACUCUCCAAAUUAGACCAUCCAUCCAUUGUCAAAUUUUAUGCAAGCUUUGUGGAGCGAGAUAGUUUCUGCAUUAUCACAGAGUACUGUGAGGGUGGAGAUCUAGACUUCAAAAUUCAAGAGUACAAACAAUCUGGGAAAGUAUUCACUCAAAGACAAAUAAUAGACUGGUUUAUACAGUUGUUACUUGGAGUCAACUAUAUGCAUGAAAGGCGAAUACUUCACAGAGAUUUGAAAGCCAAGAAUAUAUUUUUGAAGAAUAAUCUUCUUAAAAUCGGGGACUUUGGAGUUUCUUGUCUUUUGAUGGGUUCAUGUGAUCUGGCAACUACAUUUACUGGGACACCAUACUACAUGAGUCCAGAGGCACUGAAACACCAGGGCUAUAACACAAAAUCUGAUAUUUGGUCUCUGGGAUGCAUUUUAUACGAGAUGUGCUGUAUGGACCAUGCAUUUUCUGGACACAAUUUUUUGUCAGUUGUGCUAAAAAUUGUAGAAGGUGAUACACCUUCUCUUCCUGAUAGAUAUCCAAGCAAACUGAAUGCAGUGCUGAGCAGCAUGUUAAAUAAGAAUCCUUUGACGAGACCAGCAGCAGCAGAGAUCCUAAAAAUCCCUUAUGUUGAUGAACAACUAAAGAAUAUACAGUACAAAUACACAAAUAUGAAUGUGAAAGACAAGGGGCUUAACUGGCAGAAAGAAGCUGCUCCCAUUUUUGAUGCUGUGCAGAGGAAAGUUCAUUUGCAGACUCUACAGGAACUGUCUGAAGUUCAGAAAAUGACACCACGGGAAAGAAUGAGGCUGAGGAAGUUAAAUGCAGCAGAUGAGAAAGCAAAGAAGUUGAAACAGCUGGCAGAAGAAAAAUAUCAAGAAAAUAUCAAAAGAAUGCAAGAAUUCAGGUCCCGUAAUUUUCAGCAGCUGAAUGUCGAUGUCCUACAUGAAUCUGAUGAACAGACUUCAAAACUGCUAAUUCAUUCUGAGCCAGUCAUUACAUGUGACUCUGUGUCCGUAGGAUACGAUGAACAAAGUGGAAAUGAGAGAUCAAGUCAACUCUGCAUGUCUAAACUUACAGACCAUGAGAUCCCUGAAGACCCACAAAUUGCAGAAGAAUAUUAUAAUGAUGAGUUUGAAUCCUGUUCAGAAAGCAGUGAAGAGGAUGAGGAUGUGGAAGCAUCACAGACUGUCUCUAAGACAAAUCACCAGGACAGUGAUGUUGAGGCAAUGGUCAAGUAUUUGGAGAGUGUCCUGAAUAACAGCUCAUUCGGCUCGGGAACUGUCACCAGAGUGGCUCCAGGGACUCCCCAGGGAUUCAGAGCUCUCAACAGCACUAUGGCUGAGACCAAACUGAAACGCAUGAGGGAAUCUGCCAUCCAGAAGCUGGGAGCAGAGAUAUUUGAGAAAGUGUACACCUAUCUGAAGCAAGCAAGACAGCAAAAAGCCAGAGAGGAGGAGAUCAGGAGAUACCUGGAGAAAAUGGUUUCUAGAGCAAGUGAUUGCUUUGAGGUGGAUCAGCUUCUCUACUUUGAGGAGCAGCUACAGGAUUCGGAAGCACAUCUUCAGCUGUAAAAUGUUUGUCAGUAACAGUGCGGGAAGCAGAAAGGAGGACUAAAAGUGGUGAGCUGCCUUCUUCAGGUCAGCAAGCAAAUCCUAGAGGUGUUUGGAGGAAAUUACUGAGGGUAACUCAGUACACAAACAGGUGGGCAAACUCCUGGGGAGUCCAGUCUGUACAGUGAGAAGUGGGUAAAUAUAGUAUCAUUUGCAGGGGCGGGAAGAAAAACAGUUUGUGGCAGUGGAGUGGGGGAUUCACAGUUGUCAACAUCCCCUUUUCACCACUAACAGCAUUAAGAAAGCUAUUCUCCUGGGCACUGGCCAGGCUUAAUCCUGCACUCAGUCACUGGUGAAGCUGCCUGUGAUGGAAACGGUGCAGGAUUAGACUCCAGCUGCUGUUGAUUACUGUGCUAACCGGUCGUCAUGGCAUUUAAGCACAUCUUUUUUGUACUUUGGCAGACUUACCCUUGAAUACACACAUCUAUGCAUUGGGCUACUCAGCCAGAAAUUGUCUUAUCAUUCAUUGUUCAAAAGACUGCAUUUAAUCCAUGUGCCUUCCAAAUGAACUGUACAGAUACAAGCAUGCAUGUAUAAUUAUAUACAUAUAUGCAUAUUCAUCUACAUAGAGAUAGGUGUGUAUAUGCAUAGAGACAGAAAGGUGUUUGACCACAUCAUCAUAUAUGUUUAUGUGUAUAUAGACAGAGACACGAGGCCUGAGCUGUAGAUGACUGUGGUAGCUAGGAAUCCUUAUUGUGGAUUCUGAGAGUUUUAGAUCAAAUUCACUGUACACAGAUGGAACAAUAAACUAUUUUUUUGGCUUGCACGUGGACAUCGUUUUUUUGUUUGUUUUUCAUAGCAUUUAUAUUCCUUUCAUCCUAUGCAUCAUACGUUUGCUGAUUUCAAGUAUAUAUCAUGCUCUGAUACCUGAUUAUUUCCUUCUCCCUGUUCCUUCUUUAUUCUGCAUUCUGAGCUCCUUCAUCCAUCUACGUAAAACACUAACAGAAAAUAAAUUGGUAUGACAUAGAAGAAUCUC